Molecule: messenger RNA, 4794 nt
Organism: Clupea harengus (Atlantic herring)
Lineage: Eukaryota; Metazoa; Chordata; Actinopteri; Clupeiformes; Clupeidae
Gene: tbc1d12b
Product: TBC1 domain family, member 12b
Biological process (GO): regulation of GTPase activity
Molecular function (GO): GTPase activator activity; small GTPase binding
Source: RefSeq, a predicted model, not a curated record
CAAAAUGGCUUCCGGACAUGGCUAGACAAAGUGGCUACCGGUUUCUCAUCUUUCAAAGCUUAACGUUAAAUUGACGGUUAGGCGUCAAAGUACUUUCUUUGCGUUUAUGACGGUGCUUUCCAGAAAUACACAUGUUAGAAAUGGCGUCGUGGAUUUGUUGAAAGGUUCGUGAAUGAAAUGGAAAAUGCCGAGAAUGGAGCCUCGCAAAUGACAUUGUCAACUGAUGUAAACGAAAACACGGAAACGGGUAUCUCUCUCUCUGGACUAACUAUCGAUGCCUUUGACCGCAACGUUAGUAGUGACAGGGGCGUUUACAAGGGCUGCUCUGAAGGCAAGAAGGAUUCAGAUGAAGGAAAUUCAGAAUAUGCCACUGAUCGUGGUGCAGGGGGACUUCGUGGAGGGGUUGAGUGUGGUGACACUGGAAGUACAAUGCUUGGCUUCGUAGCAAAAGGCACAUCUGGUGGAACUAAAAACAAUUGUGUCACCUCAGACCGACACAUCGACUCUUCUUUGAACCAGGUUACCGAGUCAGCGAGACAGUCAAUGGUUGAAUCAACAGCCGGGGGUCGGGGUACUUCAGCAGGAAGCCCGUCUGGCGUUGCUGAUGUUGCAGACUGUCAACCGGACACAGACGAGGCUCACCCUCGGGACUUUUCUGGGACUGUGGGGAAACCCAAGUGUAGCACGGAGCAGGAUAUGCAAAAAGACACCUCAAACUCUAAAGAGGAGCUUUACGGCACAUCGCACUUGUCACCGUCGUGUGAUGGACACGAGCAUCAGCAGAUUUGCCGGUGCCAGGCCUCACAACCUGAGCCGCUGACGCUACGCAAUGGGAGCAUGAACGGCACCAAACAGCUCCCCCCUGUCAGUGAUUCAUGCAGCGAAUUUCAGAGGGAGCCUAUAGAAAAAGUAGGUAACGUUAAAAUGGCUAACGGAGAAGUUAUGUCAACGGAGAACAGGGAAGGGUCGGAGGCCCAAUCGACACAAUCUCUAGGAACUGAGGCAUGUCUAUCAAAUCCGCCGGUGGAAAAUCCCUUGCCCUUUUCAGUGCUGCAAAGCAGCCGCACUGAAUGCAGGGCCUCGGCGUCCUGCACCGGCGAACCGCUGAAAGAAGACAGUGAUGUGUUUGACGAUUCAUACUCUUCUCCAUCACGCCAGAUUCACGGGGUUGACCCAGUCCCCAGUGUUGAAUUGACCAUAGAGUCUGAUACGGAAACUACCAUUAGGCCACAGUCUCUGAAAUCUAUCACCAACAGCACGCACUUUCUAAGCUGCGAUUCCACUCCGCUGAGCCCAGAGAAGAGCAACGCUUUCCUGCGACCCGGUGUGGAGCGGGACCUAAAUUUCAUGGAUGUCAAUCUGAACUCUAGGAACACAUAUGAAAUCAGUCGACGCCAGAGCGCCCCCGACAACAUGCCGGGGGCGACAAGUGUCCCCUCGCCCGUUGCUUCCGAUCAGAUGGCAAAACAGAAAAAGCAGGGCAUCUCUGAUUUCUUUGGCAGGGGCUUGUUUUCAAAGAAGCAGUGCGAGCAGCACAGUGCUCCAGGCUGGAAGCUCUUUGGAAAGGUUCCCCCCAGAGAGAACUGCCCAAAGGAUUCCAGAACUAUUCAGCAGGACAGUAACCAGGGCAGCCUAACAUCUGUUUCCACACCCAGUCUCUUAGGCCCGGCGGAGUACGAGGCCAAAAGGGUUCAGACGGGUCACUCUCCUCCCUCUCAGGCGGCCCACUGCGUAGCGGGCCGCCGCAAGAACCUGGAGUUUGAGCCGCUCUCCACCACCGCACUUAUACUGGAGGACAGACCAGCGAACCUUCCGGCAAAAUCCACUGAGGAGGCCCAACGGCAUAGGCACGAGUACGAUGAGAUGGUGGCCGAGGCCAAAAAAAGGGAGCUGAAGGAGGCCCAGAGGAAGAAGAAGAUGAUGAAGGAGCGCAUCAAACAGGAAGAGAGCAUCGCCAGUGCCAUGGUGGCCUGGAACAACGAGAUCCUGCCCAACUGGGAGAGCAUGCGUGGCACCCGCCGCGUGAGGGAGCUUUGGUGGCAGGGUCUGCCACCCAACGUCCGCGGCAAAGUCUGGAGCCUGGCAGUCGGGAACGAGCUCAACAUCACUCCCGAGCUGUAUGAGAUCUUCCUCUCCAGGGCCAAGGAACGAUGGAGGAUUUUCAGUGAAACAGGCUCGGAGACGGAGACAGAGGCAGAGUCGGGGGCGGACCGAGAGUCCAGUCUGGAGGUGAUCAAGCUGGACAUAUCACGCACUUUCCCCUCCUUGUUCAUCUUCCAGAAGGGCGGGCCAUACCAUGAUGUCCUGCACAGUAUCUUGGGGGCGUACACCUGUUACAGGCCAGACGUGGGAUACGUCCAGGGAAUGUCCUUCAUUGCUGCUGUGUUGAUCCUCAACCUGGAAGAGCCUGACGCCUUCAUCGCCUUCGCAAACCUCCUUAACAAGCCCUGCCAGCUGGCCUUCUUCAGGGUGGACCAUGAACUGAUGAUGAAGUACUUUGCUUCAUUUGAGGUGUUCUUUGAGGAGAACCUCCCCCGGCUGUUUAACCACUUCAAGAGCUGCAGCCUCACCCCAGACCUCUACCUGAUAGACUGGAUCUUCACGCUCUACAGCCGUCCUCUCCCGCUGGACGUGGCGUGCCGCGUGUGGGACGUGUUCUGCCGGGACGGCGAGGAGUUCCUGUUCCGGACGGGCCUGGGUAUCCUGCGUCUCUUUGAGGACGUGCUGCUACAGAUGGACUUCAUCCACAUGGCGCAGUUUCUCACGCGCCUGCCUGAGGACCUGCCCUCCGACGCCCUCUUCUCCUGCAUCGCCGCCACGCAGAUGCUAAGUGGCAACAGGAAGUGGGCACAGGUCUUCCUCGCGCUCAUGAAGGACAGCAAAGACGCAGAGAAGACCAGCAGUCCCGCACUCAAAAGCUCCUAACUACGCUUACCCGAACACAAGCUAGAGAACACAAGCUAGUUCUCACCGUGGAGGACUUUUAACGGCGCAAAAAAAAAAAAACAACAACUUUAGAAUUGUCAAAUUCUAAAUUGAAAAUGAAGUUCUAACUGACAAAAACCAAAUUAUCACGUGUCGAGUUGAGAGGUCACCUAGAAAGCCUAGAGAAUACACUUGAAUCCUCGGGAAAAAAAACCCUUCGCCAGUAUUACUUCCAUGAUCAGGAAAAAGUGUGGCUUUGAAGUAUGUGAGUGUGUGGUUGUUGUUGUUGUUGUUGUUGUUGUUGUGGUUUUUGUUGUUGUUAUUAUUAUUUAUUUGGUCACUGUCGGAACAAUGGCUGCCUUUUCCCCCCAGUAACGCCCAAGCUUUGGUGGGAGCAUGUCCACUUCACAGAGACUUCAGUGUCCCGGCUUCGGGGAGGACCAGACAGAAUUCUGAAAGCACUACCAACCCCCCCAACACAUGUCUCAACUCAAGAUACUUCUCACUUGCACAUGAAGAAGGUUUCUGUCACUUCUAUAAUGCAGGAUGCGACUCAAAGACACCGUUUCUGGUUUUGUCCUUCUUUGUCUCUCUCUCUCUUUGUCUCUCUCGCUUUGUCUCUCUCUCUUCUACUCUUCUGGUUGUGUGUGUGCACUAACCCCUGGAUCCUGAGCUCUGCGCGAGCUCACAGGCUGAGGGAACAGACUGGCUGUGAGUGAUAGCUGUGUUUUAACAGUUUCAAGAAACACGCUUUUGACAAGCAUCACCUCUCUAAGCUUUUUUUUCUUUUUUUUUGUGUGUCUCGUACCAUCGAGAAGCUUUUGGACCAGUAGUGAAGCCUUCGCCCGCACAGGCUUUAGGCCUUCCCUUGUGGGGAGACCGCGCAUCGUAGCUGCUUUUGAAACAGUCUUGCAUUGUUAAAUGGACCGAACAUGUUCUGGACCAGUAACUGUACCACGGACUGCAAUGUUAUGCUAUUGCUUCAUCGAGAAGCAAGACUAUCUAUAUGAAGGUAUGGAGAACAGUUAAUCAGAAUUAUUUAUCCUGAAAAUAUAUAUAUAAAAAAAAAGAAACAACGAAAGAAAACAAAUGCCUGGUAAAUGUGAUUUUUAGCUUCUCACUCUCGCACACUUCCUGUCAGAGAGCAUUAUUAAGAUACAUUGUUUUUUUGUUUUGUUUUCAAAUCUUUUGAAGUGCAAUGGUGAAUCGUAGCUUUAGGACAGUAAGGAGCCUGCAGAUAAUACCCCUCUGUGUGUCUUAACUGUUGAUGCUCCGGCAUCUUGAGUGUACUUACUUGCAAAAUCGAGAGGAAUCUUGAAAAAAACUUUUUUAUUUCCUUCCUGUUUCUGCCGGCAAUGGUUGAUAUGUUACGAGAACGCACCGUCGCUAUGUUACUUGUGCACAACACUUACGUGCUACACACAGUGUCCGUGCUUUUGUGGGCCAACAGCUGCAACUGAUGACCUUUUUUUAAAUGCAGUGAAUGUUUUAACUGUACUGAGAACCUUAUUAAUCUUCCUAUUGAAGCAGCAUUUUUAUGCUUAUUAUAGCGCUCCAUUCUCAGUCCAUUACUGAAGCUUGUUUGUUUGUUUGUUUUGUGGAUUGGUUUGAUUGUAUAUUAUCAAAUACCUGGUUUUAUUUUGGAUUUUAAAGCUCUAAAGUUGUAUGAUUUGAUGUAAAAAUGCAACUGUAUGAUUGAUUUGAAAUAGUACUAUAUAAUUGAACAGUUGAUUCCACUCUUUCUUGUCUUCUGUCUCUCUCUGUGUUGUACAGUUUUCAUACUAAGUUAUGAGUUAAAUGUAAAUAGAUUAUGCCCUUGCUAAAAGAUCAUUAGAUAGAAGUCAUGUAAAUAAAUUGAAACUGAAAAUA